Messenger RNA from Scophthalmus maximus (turbot), 3771 nucleotides. It is a transcript of the gene lclat1, whose product is annotated as lysocardiolipin acyltransferase 1. The transcript is spliced from 6 exons. NCBI's taxonomy places the organism in Eukaryota, Metazoa, Chordata, Actinopteri, Pleuronectiformes, Scophthalmidae. Bases 738 to 1892 code for a protein of 384 amino acids. Gene Ontology annotation, cellular component: endomembrane system. The record is from RefSeq and is a predicted model, not a curated record. Gene Ontology annotation, molecular function: acyltransferase activity.
UGCUGCAGCACUCGGUCCAGGGUGUUAGCGUGGGCUAACGCGCUCCGGCUCCGUUUUGUGUUAACGUGUAGACUCGGAAUGCUAAGUUAGCAUUCACGUUGUCGCGCGUGCGCUGCUGCUCGUCGGUGGCAAUUAGCACGAAUGUAACGUACGACUACACUGACAGCACUCAGCCUGGUUGGCUCAUGCACUGACGUCAUUUCACUGACAACAUAACUUAGUGGUCGAGUUGAGCCAAGUUCCCAAGUGAUGCUUCUUCAGGCGAUCACGUUUGUUUCUGCUGCUCUCAGCUGGUGUCCGUAACACCGGGAGGACUCCGACACACUCCCAUCACUCACACGACGUCAGCUUCCUGUUCAACGCACCAUCUCACGACUGUCUUUAAGGUUGUCGCCCAUUGACAUGCGACCCCCUCGAAGGCCGGUUGGCUUAUUCGCCGAGCAUGCAUGCUAACCGGAAGGAGGCUUAUUGUUAACGUUCGGCUGAAGGCCUGUGUGUGCAGCCGGCCAAGUUAAACCCGGCCUGUUGACACUGGGACGAUCGUCAGGACGUGCCUGCCUGUGUUCAGGGUGUGGGCUUCAGCACAGGUCACCAACCCCCCUGGCGCAGCUUGGAAGUGUCAGGUCACUAAACCAGGGGGCAGUCACUCUUCUCUCCAGUUCACUUUUCACUCUGUCCAGCAACAUCACCAUGUCUCCAGGCGAAGACGUCCACAUUACAUCCAGUCAUCCACUGAGAUGGCCGUGUCGCUGCGGGGCCUGUACUUUGUGGUGACCCUGUUUUUGGGCAGCUUCUUUGGAAGUGUCUUCAUGCUGGGUCCAUUUUUGCCCCUCAUGCUGGUGUCUCCCGCCUGGUACCGCUGGAUCACCGAUCGCAUCGUCGCCACCUGGCUCACCCUGCCUGUGUCUUUGCUGGAGCUGGUAUUUGGUGUGAAGGUGGUAAUAACAGGUGAUGGCUUCAUCCCGGGGGAGCGCAGCGUGAUUAUCAUGAACCACCGCACGCGUCUGGACUGGAUGUUCCUCUGGUGUUGUCUGCUCAGGUACAGCUACCUGCGCCUGGAGAAGAUCUGCCUCAAGGCUGCUCUCAAGGCUGUGCCUGGCUUUGGCUGGGCAAUGCAGGUGGCCUGCUUCGUUUUCAUCCAGCGUCGCUGGGAGGACGACAAGAAACACUUAGAGAACAUGCUGGACUACUUCUGUGACAUCAGAGAGCCGCUGCAGCUGCUGCUCUUCCCGGAGGGCACAGACCUCACUGAAAAUACAAGAGCAAAAAGUGAUGCAUUCGCCGCCAAGAACAGCCUGCCGAACUUUGAGUAUGUGCUCCAUCCACGGACCACGGGAUUCACCUUUAUCGUGGACAGACUACGAAAAGGAGACAACCUGGAUGCCGUUCAUGACAUUACCGUGGCCUAUCCCAAGAACAUCCCUCAAACCGAGCGCCACCUCAUCCUGGGGCUCUUCCCCCGUGAGAUCCACUUCCACGUCCGCCGUUACCCAGUGGCUUCUCUUCCCUCCUCGUCAGACCUGGAAUCGUGGUGUAGGGAGCGCUGGGCUGAGAAGGAGUGCCGCCUCCGUGACUUCUACUCCGGCCAGCCCCGGGGCUUUGACAGAGAAGGUGUUGCACGUGUGCCACCUUGUAAGUCGGAGCUGCGAGUGUCUCUGAUCAAAGCGGCCUCGCUGCUGUACUGGAGCAGCUUCAUCGCCCUGUGCUUCACCGGCCUGUGGCUCUGGGCUCCGUUCAGGCUCUUUUGCCUGGUCAUGGUCGGAGUGUUUAUGGCCCAGCAGAGGCUGGUCGGAGGGGUGGAGCUGCUGGAGUUGGCCUGCCAUCGAUACUGGAAGUCCACGGCUGCUGACGCGGGAGACAAGAAAAAGGUGAUGGAUGGGAAGGUGCAGUGAGGACGGAAGACGGGAUUGACCGGACAAUGACACGUUUCAACCCUGUGCUCGGCGAGGAUGCCGAGGACGCCAUUGUCUCGAUCUGUUCAGUCCAGAGGGCUCGAGGAUCCCUCAGAGGGAGCCAGAACACCACGCCUUAGAAAGGGAGUAAUGCAUUUUGCAUGGCUUUAGUGGAAAGAGCUGGAGAAAAAGAGGAAUGUUCUGUACAUCUGUGUUGGGUUCAAGAAAUUCAUCAUACACGGUGUCACCUGCCCUGUACUUACCUUCCUGUAUAAUCACUGUUAAUUAGCUUGCCGUCGGCACAUUUUAUCCGUUUUAUGUUGUUGCUGUUUUAGAGCCUCAGUGUCACACGUGUCAUGAAAAUUUUAGUAUUUUUAUACUGUUGCCAUGUCCUUUUUUUACUGUAUCGUAUGUUGCCCUUGGUUUUAUAUUCGUGUCAUAGAUUAUGGAGCAGAGCCAUAGUACAGACCAAAUGUACAUAUGAUGACUUGACUCUAACCAAUUUUCAAAUCAGCACUGUAGUUAGUCGAAUUAGACAGAGACAAGUUAAAUGGAUCAGUUUCCAUUAAAAGUCUCUUUCAACAAAAGAAAAAGGACAGAAAUAAUUCCCAGUGAAUUAUCAAGGUGUAUACCGGUAUAUAUAUAUAUGUACCAUUGUUUACCUUUUAUUGGGUAUAAUUGCCCUUUUAUACAAAAGUGGGGAUUGAACUUUCCCCAGUUAGUCCUUAGAGAUAACUUGUGUGAUAAUGUUUAUUACUCUCGAGGCAUUGAAACAUAAAUGUUAUUCUGCUUGUUUGUUUGCUCAAGUAUCUUUUGCGCAUCAAAGCCAAAGGUUGAUAAAAGCAGCAGUGAUGUAAAACAGUACCAAACCGAAUGUAGUCCGUCUCGUCAGGAGAGAGGGUAACUUCGUUCACCGCCAAAGUUGUCUGCAGUCGCACUCGAGUCGACGCGCUUGUAAUCGGCAGCUCGUCACGAUCAAAGAUGUGACUGAGAUGUUACAUCUGGGUGACUGGAAGCAAAUGAGCUUUGUGCCCUUUCUAGGAAUGGAGGGAUGCCUCGUAGAGGCAGGAUGUGGGUGGUGCCGGGGUGGAAGAAUGCCCUGUUGGGACAACAUUACCCCUCGAUGUGCAGGGUGGCACAGAAGCCCAGACUUGGAGUGGAAAACUGGCGCUGAACUCGACCUUAAUCCAAAAAAGCCCCGCAAUGCCCACCUCUGCCUUUGUCACUCUCUGGAGGACUGGCAUUGAUGCGCCUGCUAAACUCAAUUAGCGAGUGACAGCUGAGAAAGCUUCUCCAAUUGUGCCAAAAAAGGACAGAAAUUGAAACAAGAUUGGAGAGCGGUGCUCCAGCCACACGUUUAGCCACCGACUCUCCUUCCAGCUGAGGUUUCGUCAUUUCAAAGCAUGCGAGUUCUGGGAGUGAGGGAACAUUUGUGUUUGGGACGAUUUUUACCAGCUACAGUAACACUGUAGCUAGCUUCCAUGCUCGACCGCAGCAUCUCUCCUGUUCAUCUGAAACGGGAGCUCCCCCGUAGUUAAUGUGAAGGGGCGGUUUCCAGUCACUGUGAUCAGCUGCUAACAAUUUUAUCAGCAGCGUGUUGUUGUACUUUACCAGACAUGUUACCUUCACCCUCCAUAUCCUCUUCUACCUUCUUUCAAAACUUCUCAAUCAGCUAGAAUGUACAUGUGUGUUCUCCUCCUUAAUUUGUGCUGUUUUGCGUUGCUCAAUUUACAAUCACAUGCUGAUGCUGGACCUCUUUUAAAGCCACUGUCCUCAGGUACACAUAGUGGACACUGUUGUGACUCAGUCUGUGAAAGCAAGAAAUAAAUAUAUAUAUAUAUAUAUAUAUAUAUAUGAAUAAAUAUACUUUAACAACUCA